AUGGACUCGCCCGCACGGGUCGUCCUCGAGACAAACAACACCGUUGCUGGGGUGAAACGAUCUGCUCCGGGCCCUUUGCUACCAGCGUUCGAGCCUCAAUCCUCACCUCCAUGCUUCAAAAGACAUAAAUCUCGCGUCCUAUCAGAAGAACACGAAAACAGAUAUCCGACACCUGUCCCUUCUUCGUCGUCGCAGAGGAUUCAAUCGUCUCCGCCUCCACAUCCUAGUGUCGCUGCUGCACGCAAACCCCUCCUCGCAAGAAGCCAAUCCACUCUAAUUGAGCGUGCUCCGCUAUCCGCACUACCAUCCAUCACUCUUCCCGAAAAUGGUGAACCAGUUCUACUUGGCAGGUCCAGCAAUUCAUCUCACUAUCAGCUUUCUGCAAACAGACUAAUUUCACGCGUCCAUGUCAAGGCGCAAUACCUGUCCUCUUCAACACGGCCCAUGGUCGAGAUUCAAUGGGAUGUCUUCACAUCUGAGACGGAGGAUGCAGAGAUCAUGUUAGAUGUUCAGGAUUCUAGAGUUGUCUUGGCAUGGCCAGUACCAACUCAGGUCCGCCGGGCCCGCUCGUCAAGCACCUCUACUAUUGGCACACCAACUCGUGCUAGAGUUUCCAGAAGUCCUUCAAUUGGAUGGGCUGAUGAUAACGAUGAAAAUAUCGACCCUCUUGGUAACAAUGAACGCACUGAUCGUCGCCUGUUCAAUGUUUCUACUGAAAAGCAAAAUAGUUCCCCUAUUCCUAGGAGAGGUUUGGGUAACACUGGUGCCAUAUUCGAAUCGGAUCCGCAUAUGACAGAUACUUUCUUGGAAAUAUAUGAAGACGAACCAGUGGCAGAUUUUGUUAACGAGGAGGUAAACGAGGAUGAGGGAGAAGAGGAUGAGCAGGACGAUGAGCAGGGGGAUGAGGAUGAGGACCAUAUAGAGCUUCCCGGACCAUUGGAAAAAGAGGAUGCUGCCAAACUACCGAUGGCCCUGGGAGAUGAAACUGAUGAUGAUGAAGAGCUCAAGCAAUUGUUAGCUGAGAAUGAAUCGGAUGAAUCAGAGGAGGAGGAAGAGGAGGAGAGGGAGGAAGAGCCGAUCUUACAUAGCUAUGCACCGGAACCUAUACUUCCACCCAUGGCUAGGUUCUCAACAAAGGAAUCACUCUAUGCCCCUCCAGCAACUCCGGCAACUUCCUCGACUAUCCGCGCAGUAUCUGCUUUGCCUUCUUCCCCUAUACAACGCCGAAGUGCCUCAAUCUCUCCUAACAAGACUAAUACUGUCCAAAAUCACAUCAUCAAUCAGCUUGCCUUCUCACGUCUAUCAUCCACCUCUCUCACAAUUUUAAUGUCUCAUCUUCCAUCCGCUUUGGCAGCUUCCAUCACCAAGGAACGUUUGGUCCAGAUUAUGGGCAACAUUGAUUGUAUUGGAGAAAUCAAGCGUACUGGCAAGGAUGCUGCAGGAAAACCUCUGCAGAGCGAAUAUUACUAUAUCCCCGACCAGGAUACUGAUGAAGGUCGACGUGCUGCAGUUGUUGAAGGGAUGGGGAGGGUAGGGUUAAGGUCUUGCAGAAAGUCCCACAAGCAAUACUACUGGAGGAAGCCAAAGAAGCCAACUUACUAG
This is a messenger RNA of Morchella importuna, 1602 nucleotides long. RefSeq lists its product as uncharacterized. Lineage: Eukaryota; Fungi; Ascomycota; Pezizomycetes; Pezizales; Morchellaceae. The record is from RefSeq and is a predicted model, not a curated record. Gene Ontology annotation, molecular function: protein binding. The transcript is spliced from 3 exons. Bases 1 to 1602 code for a protein of 533 amino acids.